AUGGCGACACCGGAGCAGAAGUCCCCAAAUGUCUUGCUGCAGAACCUGUGCUGUCGUAUACUUGGCAAGGGGGAAGCGGAUGUAGCCCAGCAGUUCCAAUAUGCAGUUCGCGUGAUCGGCAGUAAUUUUGCCCCAACUGUUGAAAGGGAUGAGUUUCUCGUUGCUGAAAAAAUUAAAAAAGAAUUUGUGCGUCAGAGAAGAGAAGCCGAUGGUGCUCUGUUCUCAGAGCUGCAUAGGAAACUCCAGUCACAAGGAGUGGUGAAAAACAGAUGGGCAAUUCUCUAUCUUUUGCUUAGCCUUAGUGAAGAUCCACGUAAACAACCAAACAAGGUAUCCAACUAUGCAACACUGUUUGCUCAGGCCCUGCCUCGUGAUGCUCAUUCAACACCAUACUACUACGCAAGGCCACAGACCCUCCAACUAAAUUACCAGGACCGCAAUGUUCAGUCUGUGCAGAAUUCUGCUGCUUUGGGCAGUAGUGGGAUUGGCAGUAUUGGAAUGUACUCUUUAAAUGGGCCAACUCCACCACCACAGACCUUUGUUCCUGGGCAGUCAUAUCAAACCUCAGCAGUUGGUGAUUCCCUCCGUCAACAGUUGGGAACGCGUCUUGCGUGGACUUUAGCAACUGGUCAGCAGCCAGCUUUGCAAAAUGUCACCAACAAAGGCUUUCCAAACACUGUGACCCGCAAUGUGCCAAGAUCCAGGAGGGAGGGAGAGGCAAGUGGUUCUGUUGAAAUAACGGAGUCCUCUCUCGUACGAGAUAUUCUAUAUGUGUUCCAGGGCAUAGAUGGAAAGUGCAUUAAAAUGUGUAAUUCUGAAAACUGCUACAAAGUUGACAGUAAGGUGGCACUAUCAAAAUCCCUUAAAGAUACCACUGGAAGGCUUGCAGAGUUAGGAUGGCUUCAUAAUAAAAUAAGAAAAUACACAGACCAAAGGAGUUUAGACCGAGCAUUUGGACUUGUUGGACAAAGUUUUUGUGCUGCAUUACAUCAGGAACUUAAAGAAUAUUACCGUCUUCUUUCAGUUCUGCAUUCUCAGGCAGAAGAUGACCAAGGUGUUAAUUUAGGACUUGAAAGUAGUUUAACUCUUCGACGCCUUUUGGUAUGGACAUAUGAUCCCAAAAUUAGAUUGAAAACUCUUGCAGCACUUGUUGACCACUGUCAAGGGAGGAAAGGCGGAGAGUUGGCAUCAGCAGUACAUGCAUACAGUAAAACAGGAGACCCAUAUAUGCGGUCCUUGGUGCAGCAUAUUCUUGGUUUAGUGUCACAUCCAAUUGUAAACUUCCUUUACCGCUGGAUAUAUGAUGGAGAGUUGGAAGAUACUUACCACGAGUUUUUUGUAGCUUCAGAUCCAACAGUGAAAACAGAUCGACUUUGGCAUGACAAGUAUACUCUUAGGAAAUCAAUGAUCCCAUCUUUCAUAACCAUGGAUCAGUCUAGAAAGGUUCUUUUAAUUGGGAAGUCCAUCAACUUUCUGCAUCAAGUGUGCCAUGAUCAGACACCUACAGCUAAGAUGAUGGCAGUGGCCAAAACUGCAGAAUCACCAAAAGAUGCUGCAGAUCUGUUCACAGACCUGGAAAAUGCUUUUCAGAGUAAAAUUGAUGCUGCAUAUUUUGAGACCAGCAAAUAUUUACUGGAUGUUCUUAACAAGAAUUACAACUUGCUGGAGCACUUGCAGGCCAUGAGACGCUACCUCCUGCUGGGUCAGGGAGAUUUUAUACGCCAUCUAAUGGACUUACUUAAACCAGAACUUGUUCGUCCAGCAACUACAUUGUACCAACAUAAUCUUACAGGGAUACUUGAAACUGCUGUGAGAGCAACCAAUGCACAAUUUGACAAUCCUGAGAUUCUAAAGCGAUUGGAUGUCCGACUUCUAGAGGUAUCUCCUGGAGACACUGGAUGGGAUGUAUUUAGUUUAGAUUACCAUGUGGAUGGACCUAUAGCCACAGUCUUUACCAGAGAGUGUAUGAGCCAUUAUCUGAGAGUGUUCAACUUUCUUUGGCGUGCAAAGAGGAUGGAAUACAUUCUAACAGACAUUUGGAAAGGACAUAUGUGCAAUGCAAAAUUACUGAAAAGCAUGCCAGAGCUAUCUGGGGUGCUUCAUCAGUGUCACGUCCUGGCUUCAGAAAUGGUCCAUUUCAUUCAUCAGAUGCAGUAUUACAUCACAUUUGAGGUUCUGGAAUGCUCAUGGGAUGAACUUUGGAACAAGGUGCAGCAAGCACAGGAUUUGGAUCACAUCAUUGCAGCUCAUGAGGUGUUUUUGGAUACAAUCAUUUGUCGCUGUCUACUUGAUAUAGCGACUCAAGAGCUCUACUAAAUCAACUUCGUGCUGUGUUUGACCAGAUUAUUGAGUUUCAGAAUGCCCAGGAUGCAAUGUAUAGGGCUUCUCUUGAAGAGUUACAACGAAGACUGCAAUUUGAGGAACGAAAAAAAGAGAGAGAAUCAGAGGGAAAGUGGGGAGUUACAGAAGCUGAAGAGGAAGAAGAAAAUAAAAGAGUUUUAGAAUUUCAAGAAUCUAUACCAAAAAUGCGUUCUCAACUUCGGAUUCUCACUCAUUUCUAUCAGGGUAUUGUGCAGCAGUUUUUAGUUUUACUGACUACAAACACAGAUGAAAGCCUUCGGUUUCUGAGCUUUAGGUUGGACUUCAAUGAACAUUAUAAAGCUAGAGAGCCAAGGCUUCGUGUGUCAUUGGGUACCAGAGGAAGACGCAGCUUACAUUCCUGA
Staurois parvus is the source of this 2723-nucleotide messenger RNA. Lineage: Eukaryota; Metazoa; Chordata; Amphibia; Anura; Ranidae. The record is from the annotation of a GenBank genome assembly.